ACAGGAUACCAGAUGGCUCGGGAACAGGCUUUUUAGCUCAACCGCACGAGGUUGGCUCGAGGUCGCAAUAGCGGAACGGAGGAUACACAACAACGCGCACUGAAACCGUGUUGGUAACUAAAGGAACUCGACUUUUUGAUAAAUUCGCAUUUUACCGAAAAUUCUGCUUUUGCAAGAGCCAUUUGUCACCCUUCUACGAGAAUAGAAAGUGGACUCGCUUUUUAGGUGUGUAUGUGAAGCUAGCUGUUGUGUAACAGAGUGAGGAAUACUCCACGGAAGAUGAGGAAGAGCAGGAGUGUGCUGACGGUGUCUCCCAAUGAUGACAGUAAAGGGCCUCCAGACUGUGGUCUUAGUGAGUACUCCUGUACGCUUGGUGUCGACCUACGGAGGGGACGCAGGCGUUUCUCUGGCAACCUGCAGCUGCCCCCAUUGUCGUGGAGACAGGCAGAGAGGUCGCGGACCCCUGACAAUGACUGGGUCGUCCGACCCACCUUCCUCCCCUUCUGCGCCCCGCCCCGCAUCGACAUCACACCUGUCGACCCCGAGUGCUUUGACGUGGAGAAUGGCCCAUCAGCCAGCUGCAGUCCAUUGGACCCUUCAGCGUCUCCCGGGUCAGGCCUGGUCCUACACACCAACUUCCCUGGACACAACCAGCGCAGAGAGUCCUUCCUCUACCGCUCAGACAGUGACUACGAACUCUCGCCCAAGUCCAUGUCCCGAAACUCCUCCAUCGCAUCCGAACUACAUGGUGAUGACCUGAUAGUAACGCCUUUUGCCCAGGUCCUCGCAAGCCUUCGAAGUGUAAGAAAUAACUUCACAGUCCUGACCAAUGUCCAAUGUGCUUCAAACAAGAGGUCCCCUGCGGCCACUCAGCCUCCCAUCACAAGAGUCUGUCUGCCAGACGAGUCGUACCAGAAGCUGGCCAUGGAGACCAUGGAGGAGCUGGACUGGUGUCUGGACCAGCUGGAGACCAUCCAGACCUAUCGCUCCGUCAGUGACAUGGCCUCCAACAAGUUCAAGAGAAUGUUGAACCGGGAGCUGACACACCUCUCAGAGAUGAGUCGCUCCGGGAACCAGGUGUCCGAGUUCAUCUCCAACACCUUUAUGGACAAACAGAACGACAUGGACAUGCCAUCUGUGACGCCCAAGGAGAAGGCUGGUCGGGAGAGGAAGAAGCAGCAACAGCUGAUGACUCAGAUCACUGGGGUGAAGAAGGUCUCUUAUGGACCCUCCCUCUCCAACUCCUCCAUCUCACGUUUCGGGGUCAAGACGGACAAGGAGGACAUGCUCUCCAAGGAGCUGGAGGAUCUGAAUAAGUGGGGUCUGAACAUCUUUACCGUGUCAGAGUACUCCGAACAUAGACCUCUCACCUGUAUCAUGUACGCCAUCUUCCAGGAGAGAGACCUGCUGAAGACCUUUAAGAUCCCGACAGAGACGUUUGUGGCGUACAUGAUGACCCUGGAGGACCACUACCAUGGAGACGUGGCCUACCACAACAGCCUCCACGCGGCAGACGUGGCCCAGUCCACACACAUCCUACUCUCUACACCAGCCCUCGAUGCAGUCUUCAGCGAUCUAGAGAUUUUGGCGGCCAUCUUUGCUGCAGCAAUCCAUGAUGUGGACCACCCGGGGGUGUCCAACCAGUUCCUCAUCAAUACCAACUCUGAGCUGGCCCUGAUGUACAACGAUGAGUCCGUGUUAGAGAACCACCAUCUAGCUGUGGGCUUCAAGCUGCUGCAGGAGGACAACUGUGACAUCUUCCAGAGCCUGACCAAGAAGCAGAGGCAGAGCCUGAGGAAGAUGGUCAUCGAAAUGGUUCUGGCCACUGACAUGUCCAAGCACAUGAGUCUGUUAGCUGACCUGAAGACCAUGGUGGAGACCAAGAAGGUGACCAGCUCUGGGGUCCUGCUGCUGGACAACUACACCGACAGAAUACAGGUGCUGAGGAACAUGGUUCACUGUGCUGACCUGAGUAACCCGACCAAGUCCUUGGAGCUGUACCGUCAGUGGACCGACCGCAUCAUGGAGGAGUUCUUCCACCAGGGAGACAGGGAGAGGGAGAGAGGCAUGGAGAUCAGCCCCAUGUGUGACAAACACACUGCCUCAGUAGAGAAAAGCCAGGUGGGUUUCAUAGACUACAUCGUCCACCCUCUGUGGGAGACGUGGGCUGACCUGGUGCACCCUGAUGCUCAGGACAUCCUGGACACUCUGGAGGACAACAGGAACUGGUACCAGAGCAUGAUUCCCCAGAGCCCCUCUCCUCCCUGGGCCACGGAGCAGCGCGAGCAGGGUGGAGGUGAAGGGGGUCAGGUGGGAGACAAGUUCCAGUUUGAACUCACCCUGGAGGAGGAGGACUCUGAGGGUACAGAGAAAGAUGAACAGAGCCAGGAGGAUGAGGAGGAGGAAGAGGAUGUUUUGGGGGAGUCGUCUCAGUCUCCGGUUGACUACUUUGACUGUCAGGACCCUGAGGAAUCCAUGGAGCCCACGUCAUCCAUAGCGAUAAUUACCCACGAUGCAUCACCCACAGACACUUAAUGGGCUCGGCUGCACCGCAAUGGUGGUUGGUUUAAUGUUUUAAACAGGAGAAAUCCUGCAGCUGUGCUUUUUAACAAGCCCACAGGGGUCUUAGUUUGAGCUCGCAUGGGGUGUCAGUUUCAACCCCCCCAUCCUUGCACCGUUAGGUGCCAGCAACAGAGGGACAGUUUCAGUGGGGCGGCUACGGAGUUCUCAGGGAAAAUGCUGCAAACAUUUUGGGCCUGAAGGACUGACGGAAAGGCCUCUGAGGAAAUUAAAUGAAGGACUUGGGCCAAUCUGGGAAAUGGUUGUUUUUCCAUCCUGACUGGCAAAUGUCGACACUACUACUGAGAGAAGUUUUGUACCUUGUGACUUUUUUACUGAAAUGGGAUGUCAUGAGGCAGCUUAUGAACUACUGAUUGAUGGACAUGAGUUUAUAUAGAGAGAGAAAAAUAUGGUCACUUUUUUCUUGUAUCAUUUGUCAGAGGACUUUUAUGUGCCUUUUUACUAUUAUCUUUUGAAUUGUUUUUUAAUUUAUUGAACACACUUUAGUAUGAAUGUUGUUGUUUUUUCUUUCUUUUUCGAAAGCUCAAGAGCAAAAUCCUUUUAUAUCUCAGACAAAGAGAACAGUCUUCCUACUACUAUUGGGCAAUAGAAGAAAUCCAAACUAACUUAGACAAACAAUUCCUGGACAUACUCAUCAAAUGCUAAAAACAUGUUUUCCCAUAAUAAGAAAUACACUGUCAUCUUAAUCCAUGUACAAAAUAUAUGUUUCUAUAUGGAAAUUAAAUGUACACAAUGUACACAUUCGUGUUGCAUGUCUAGAUUGUCAGACCUCACUGUAGACAAAUGGUAGGCAGAUAGAUGUUCACUUUAGCUCCAGAAAACAGUUACACAACAUUCUGACAUCUAACCUGCUUCCCCACAAUCUCCCUCAUGGAUCAAAUCCUGAUAUCGUUCAGACUCCAAACCAAUGUCAACAUCAUAGACAGAAAUAGCACUUGGCAGCCAAAGCAAAGUUUCUUAUCACGUGCAGUUGGAAGGCUAUUUCCAGCUUCCUCUCGAGGUAUCCUGCUGUCGUCUAUUAAUCCUACUGGACCAAAGAUUACAAAACCUAACUGGUUCUGAUAAUGUAACAAUCUAACUAAGGAAGGACCCCCUAUCCCUGUAGAAUCAGGACCGGUCCAGAUGAUGAAAGGUGGCCGGGCGGCUGCAUGUCUAGAAGUCAGCUGCACUAUAAUUAUUCACAUGGUUCAUACAGUUCAGCUAUUUAUUCAUCCACCUAAUAAAAGGGAACGAGGUUCUGCUUCUACCCAUUGACCUUAAUCUUCCCUUCCCACUAACUGUAUCACAUUUCCUGACCGGACGGGAAGUUUAUCAGGAUUUAGUCCGUUAAAUUUAAUCCUCUGCUGCAAAACCCAAACCCGAGGAGAAAAAGACUUAUUGUUGAGAACAAGAGGAUGAUGACCCACAGUAGUAGGUUAUCUAGAGAUGAUGUGACAGAGACACCAAACCAAAAGGCCCCGGACAGUGUAAUUCACUGUCACUGUGGGCCAGCAUUAAGACCGUCAACUCCAGGCAGUCUGCAAGGCAGAUUGUCCUUUACAGGCCUCCAUGGCUGGUUUUCAUGAUGGCCUAUUCAGCAUCUAUGACCUAUUCUCCAUUAUUCACUUAGGUUUACUGACAUACUCAAAGGUACUUUCAACUACCUUAUUGUCUAUAACCUCACUCACUCCAGCAGGCUUACAUGGUAAUUGUGUGCGUUGAUGCGUGAGCGUGUGUGUGUGCAUGUCAUAAAAUGUGAGAGUACGUGUGUGUAUACAUGUUAGUCUUUGUCACCUAGGCUCAACAUGACUCCUCUUAUUGUCUGUAACUAGAGCUCAAGCUGGUCCUUUGCUGUUUAUAACAGUGUAUUCAAUUACAUUCAGUUGUACUGUACAUAAGAAUACUGUUUCAGUCAGUGUAAAUCUAUUUUAAUUUAUAUGCACUUGCAUUACCUGGAAGGGGAGUGUCUAACAUGUACAGGGCUCUGCGUCGGAGGCUUUUUAUAUCCUCUAUUUGUUUUUUUAUAUUAUAUAAUAAGUCAAUAUAUAUUCGCACAAAUGUUUGAGUGCCCUGAGCAGCAGCUAAAGAGACAUAUUCACAACCUGUAGGUUUACAACGCAUAGAGGACAUGUUAAACAACAGAGGCCUGGUUAUAGCUAUGAUAAGCUGUGGAGAAGCUUUGAUACUGUAGUCUAUCACUAGUUCACACCGAGACGUUCUCCUCUUAGCAGCUUGUAGUAGUGAAUAAUCCAUGCUCCUCUGUGCAACAUUUUCAAUGCAGAUUGCUGAUUUGGGGUUCAGAUCUACUGGUUCGACAGAAGUAAGGAAUAACAACAGAAAGACAGACAGAGUGUCUGCUCCUUUACACGUCCUUCCAUGUAAAGUAGUUCAGGGGGAUUAUUGGUGGCAUGCUACAAUAUCUCUGAGCUGAACCUGAUGAAUCGUUACAAACAUGUGAUCUUCUUGUAUUUGAUCGUGCUAUUGUGAACUAUUUUGAUUUGACCAAAACUUGUUAGCAGUUUUGAAAUUCAAAUUUGUCACCAGUAUAACAUUGUUAAUCUAUGUUAAACAUUUUGGUCCGAGUUGUGGUUAGCCACGCUUGGCACUAUCUGCAUGAGAGAGGUUUUUUAUUUGACAUGUCUUUUGAAUACCUACCUAACGCGUUACAGUCGCAGCGGACAUGUUAAAUGUUUCACACAAUGUAUGGUAUAAUAUUGUAUAUUGUGUUAAAAUAUCAGAAAAUACUUUUUCUAUGAAGUGAUUAAAAAACAAAGCAUGAA
Molecule: messenger RNA, 5339 nt
Organism: Oncorhynchus tshawytscha (Chinook salmon)
Lineage: Eukaryota; Metazoa; Chordata; Actinopteri; Salmoniformes; Salmonidae
Gene: pde4ba
Product: phosphodiesterase 4B, cAMP-specific a
Exons: 15
Coding region: 280-2535 (751 amino acids)
Biological process (GO): signal transduction
Cellular component (GO): cytosol; perinuclear region of cytoplasm; nucleus
Molecular function (GO): 3',5'-cyclic-AMP phosphodiesterase activity; transmembrane transporter binding
Source: RefSeq, a predicted model, not a curated record